Punctularia strigosozonata HHB-11173 SS5 is the source of this 616-nucleotide messenger RNA. RefSeq lists its product as uncharacterized. NCBI's taxonomy places the organism in Eukaryota, Fungi, Basidiomycota, Agaricomycetes, Corticiales, Punctulariaceae. Bases 279 to 464 code for a protein of 61 amino acids. The record is from RefSeq and is a predicted model, not a curated record. The transcript has a single exon.
AUUCGCCGGGUACAAGAUCGGUUUACCCGACGCCGAAAGAUGGGCGCGGAAGCAUAGCUGGCUGGCCGACGACGAGGACGGCAUAGACGCGCCGAUAGCAAUCGCGCGGGCCUGGGACCGCGCUCGCCUGAACCAUCCUCGUGACCGACUGGCCCAAGGCGCUGCUCAGGCGGAACGCCGACGGCGAAGACGAGUUCGCUCGCCGGGGCACGCCCAUCGUCCUCAUCGCGCGCCAGACGCGGUACGACCCGACUGCGACGUCGUCCACCUGCCAGCCGAUGGAAGAGCGCGAAUCCGACCGCAAGUUCAAGGCCAUACUCGAGAAUGACGGCCUCAGGCUGCAAUGGGUAACCGUCCUCGACGUGUGGUUCCACCUCCCGUCGGACUACGUCCGGCCCAAGCAGACAGCGCCCUCGUCUGUCCCCGGAGCAGCAGCAGCCGCCGCCGCCGCAUCAUCUGCCUGAGAUCCACUGUCGCAGCUUCCACGGCUUAGCAACAACUGCCCGUCGUGUGGACUUUUCUCCUGCGCGCUGCUCGUACCCCCGCACCGAAUUCUCUCUCGUUUGUAUCUUGCCACAGUUCCUGUUCACGUCGAAGUGGGGUGAAGGCACUUACC